Molecule: messenger RNA, 3096 nt
Organism: Medioppia subpectinata
Lineage: Eukaryota; Metazoa; Arthropoda; Arachnida; Sarcoptiformes; Oppiidae
Source: the annotation of a GenBank genome assembly
AUGAGGAGGGGUCGGUCUGAGGCCACCAUCAGGUUUGUGGUCAACGAUGUCCACCAAUUGGACACCAAUCGCCGAUUCAGUGCCGUCACAUACAUCCGACACUUACCCUGGCAAAUAAUUGUCAGAAUUAAUGAAAUGAAGACCACUUCGGGUGACCCGACAUACAUCCGACACUUACCCUGGCAAAUAAUUGUCAGAAUUAAUGAAAUGAAGACCACUUCGGGUGACCCGCCGUCGGAAGUGAUGACUAAAUAUUUGGGAUGUUUUGUCUGUUGUGAUCAGGAGUCGAGGGAUACACGUCUCACAACCAACUGGUGGUGCAAUGCGAGGGUUGAGCAGACACUCGUCGCGCAGUCGGCCACCGGACACAACAUUACCGACAACUUUAAGCACAAAUACAUAUCUAAAGAACACAAUGGCUAUGGUUUUGGCAAAUUCAUUGCAUUUGAAGAAUUACUGGAUCCGCAAAAGGGUUUCAUUGAAGACAAUACGAUUGUCGUGGAGGCGAAGGUCAGCGUCGAUCGACUCUAUGGUGUGAUUAUGCGCUCAAAUGCCGGCAAUAUUUUUCAGUCACUUCAAUGGAAAUCCGACGAUAUUUAUCCACAAUUGGAUUACUUUAUGAAUGAAUCCAAAAGUGAUGUUGUGUUCAAAGUGGAGGGCAAACGCAUUCCGGCCCUCAAAGAAAUCAUUUGUUUUCAAUGCAAUUAUUUUCGGUCAAUGUUUUCGGGAAAUUAUACCGAAAGCAAAGCUAAAGAGAUUGAAAUCGCGGACACGACUUGCAUUGCGUUCAAAGCCAUCAUUUGGUAUUUAUAUUCACAUGAAUUGGCCAUCGAUUCGGACGAUAUGUUAAUCGAUUUGGACUUUCAGUACGAAGUCUAUAGACUCGCCGAUAGUUUCCAAAUCAAACGACUUCUCAAUCGAUACGAAACCAAAUUGAAAGCAAACAUUACUGAAGAGAAUCUCGAAUUGGCAUUCAUUGAUAAGACAUUUAAUAAACUGAUUCUCGAAGACAGCGAUUAUCUGAAGAAAAUUAAUGGAUUUACUAAUGACUAUAUGUUGGAGAAAACAAUUGAAAGUUCCCGCAAAAGGGCCCGAAUUACUCAAUACUAUUACCUAUUAGUGUCCACACAAGUGGUUAUUCAUCUCAAGAGCGGACAGACAUUCAUCACAAGCUAUACGGCAAUGAAUACAACCUCUGGUGACACAGAAGAGGAGAGGGGUCGGUCUGAGGCCACCAUCAGGCAACUGUUCGUAGAGAUGAGUGAAAGUGAAGACACUAUCGGUGAACACGUGGGCGUAUUUCUCAGGUGUCAAUACAACGGCAAUAUAAUAGACUUUAAGCACAAAUACAUAUCUAAAGAACACAAUGGCUAUGGUUUUGGCAAAUUCAUUGCAUUUGAAGAUUUACUGAAAGCCGAAAUGGGUUUCAUUGAAGACAAUACUAUUGUCGUGGAGGCGAAGGUCAGCGUCGAUCGACCCUAUGGUGUGAUUAUGCGCUCAAAUGCCGGCAAUAUUUUUCAGUCACUUCAAUGGAAAUCCGUCGAUAUUUAUCCACAAUUGGAUUACUUAACAAACGAAUCCAAAUGUGAUGUUGUGUUCAAAGUGGAGGCCAAACGGAUUCCGGCCGUCAAAGAUGUCUUAUGUUUUCAAAGCGAUUAUUUUCGGUCAAUGUUUUCGGGAAAUUAUACCGAAAGCAAAGCUAAAGAGAUUGAAAUCGCGGACACGACUUGUAUUGCUUUCAAAGCCAUCAUUUGGUACUUAUAUUCACAUGAAUUGGCCAUCGAUUCGGACGAUAUGUUAAUUGGUUUGGACUUUCAGUACGAAGUCUAUAGACUCGCCGAUAGUUUUCAAAUCAAACGACUUCUCAAUGAUUUUGAAAACCAAUUGAAAGCAAACAUAACUGAAGAGAAUCUCGAAUUGUUUUAUACUCAAUACUAUUACCUAUUAGUGUCCACACAAGUGGUUAUUCAUCUCAAGAGCGGACAGACAUUUAUCACAAGCUAUACGGAAAUGAAUCCAACCUCUGGUGACACAGAAGAGGAGAGUGGUCGGUCUGAGGGCACCAUCAGGUUUGUGGUCAACGAUAUCACACAAUUGAAUACCGAUCGCCGAUACAGCGCUGUUACAUACAUACGACACUUACCCUGGCAACUGUUCGUAGAGAUGAGUGAAAGUGAAGACACUAUCGGUGAACACGUGGGCGUAUUUCUCAGGCAACUGUUCGUAGAGAUGAGUGAAAGUGAAGACACUAUCGGUGAACACGUGGGCGUAUUUCUCAGGUGUCAAUACAACGGCAAUAUGAGCUGGUGGUGUACAGCGAGUGCUGACCUGACACUCGUCGCACAGUUGGAUACCGACAACAACUUUACCCGAAGUGAGCGCCCGUUUAAUAUACAUGAAUUAGUCGAUCCGGAAAUGGGUUUUAUUAAUGGUAAUACGAUUGUCGUGGAGGCGAAGGUCAGCGCCGAUCCACCCUAUGGUGUGAAUAUGGUCUCAAAUAUUGAGAAUAUAAUCCAAAGUAAAGAUAUGAAUUAUUACCCAGAAUUGGCUUAUUUUAUGAACGAAUCCAUGAGUGAUGUUGUGUUUAAAGUGGAGGGCAAACACAUUCCGGCCGUCAAAGAGUUGUUGUCAUUUAAAAGCGAUUAUUUUCGGUCAAUGUUUUCGGGAAAUUAUACCGAAAGUAAUGAUAAAGUGAUUGAAAUUCCGGACACGACAUGCGAUGCCUUCAAAGUCAUCGUUUGGUACUUAUAUUCACAAGAAUUGGCCUUCAAUUUGACCGAAGAAACGGAUUUGCAGUUAAUAUACGAUGUCUUCAAACUCGCGGACAGAUUUCAAAUCAAACGACUUCUCGAUUAUUAUGAAAACCAAUUGAAAACAAACAUUACUGAAGAGAAUCUCGAAUUGGUUUCGAGAAUUGCUUUCGAGUAUAAAAUCGAUUCUUUGAGGACUUGUGUGAAGGCAUUCAUUGAUAAAACAUUUCAAACACUAGUUCUCGAAGACAUGGAUUAUAUGAUUAAAAUGAAUGGAUUAACGGAUAACUAUUUGUUGAAGAAAAUGAUUAGAAACGCCCGCAAAAUGAUCAAAAAUGUUGAAUAA